Molecule: messenger RNA, 2554 nt
Organism: Tinamus guttatus (white-throated tinamou)
Lineage: Eukaryota; Metazoa; Chordata; Aves; Tinamiformes; Tinamidae
Source: RefSeq, a predicted model, not a curated record
GAAACAAAAGGUCAGUUUCUCAUAGAUCACAUCUGCAACUAUUACAGCUUGCUGGAAAAAGACUAUUUUGGCAUUCGAUAUGUCGACCCUGAGAAGCAAAGGCACUGGCUUGAGCCCAACAAGUCCAUCUUCAAGCAAAUGAAAUCUCAUCCACCGUAUACCAUGUGCUUUAGAGUGAAAUUCUACCCACAUGAACCCUUGAAGAUUAAAGAAGAGCUCACCAGAUACCUCUUAUAUCUACAAAUAAAAAGGGACAUUUUCCAUGGCCGUCUGCUGUGUUCUUUUUCGGAUGCUGCGUACCUGGGUGCCUGCAUUGUUCAAGCUGAACUUGGGGAUUAUGAUCCUGAUGAACACCCAGAAAAUUACAUCAGCGACUUUAAGAUUUUUCCCAAGCAGUCACAAAAACUCGAGAAGAAAAUAGCAGAAAUACAUAAAAAUGAAUUCAGAGGUCAGAGCCCAGCUAUUGCUGAAUUUAACUUGCUCCUGAAAGCACAUUCUUUGGAAACUUACGGUGUUGAUCCUCAUCCUUGCAAGGACUCAGCGGGGAUGACCACAUUUUUAGGAUUCACAGCUGCAGGAUUUGUAGUUUUCCAGGGAAAUAAAAGAACUCAUUUGUUAAAAUGGUGUGAUGUCUAUAAAUUGAAAUUUGAAGGGAAGACUUUUUAUGUGUUCGGAGCUCAGAAAGAGAAAAAGACUGUGCUGUCUUUCCAUACCUCUACACCAGCAGCUUGCAAACAUCUUUGGAAAUGUGGGGUGGAGAACCAGGCUUUCUAUAAGUAUGCAAAAUCCAGUCAGAUCAAAACCAUGUCCAGCAGCAAAAUAUUUUUCAAGGGAAGUAGAUUUCGAUACAGUGGAAAAGUAGCCAAAGAGGUUGUGGAGGCAAGCUCUAAGAUCCAGAGGGAACCUCCUGAAGUUCACAGAACCAGCAUUACCCAGAGUCGCAGCUCUCCCUCCUUGAACAAGCAGCUCAUAAUUAACAUGGAACCUCUGCAGCCCCUCCUUCCUUCCCCAUGCGAGGGGGAAGAGAUGCCUUUAGGUGAAGGUGUCCAGUUGCCAAAGGAGGACGAGAUCUCGGUCCCUGUGAUUUCUAGCUCCCCAGCUAGGGAAACUGGGCAGAAUGAUGAUCUCACCAGUGAACAUGAAGAGAAGAUGAAAGAGGAACCUUUAACCAUCUCAGAACUGGUGUACAAUCCAAGUGCCAGCCUGCUGCCCACCCCAGUUGAUGAUGAGAUUGACAUGCUCUUCGAUACCUCUCCAAGAGCAGAGAAUGAGAAAGAUGAUACAGAUUCGUUUGAGGAAUUGGAAGCAGAUGAAAAUGCCUUUUUGAUCGCAGAGGAGGAAGAACUGAAAGAAGCUCGGAGAGCACUUAGGUGGAGUUAUGAAUUUCUACUGGGCAACAUUGAGGUGAAUGCUUUUGUGAAGAGUUUCUCCAGACUUCUUCUUGUUGGCCUUGGACUGUUGUUGUUUGUGUUUCCUCUUCUUCUUGUCCUCUUAGAGUCGGACCUUGAAAUCUCAUUUCUCCAUGAAAUCCGUCAGACACCAGAGUUCCAGCAGUUUCAUAUUGAAUAUUACUGCCCACUUAGGCAGUGGGUGGCUUGCAAAAUAAGCUUCAUUCGUGAGAUGCUGGGGAGCUUCUAAAUUUUUUAAAAAUGCAUAACUAAGGGCUAUAUUCAAAACUUCAGUUAGUGCCAGCUUUUCGUAAUACCUUUGAGGUCACCAAUAAGUAGCUAUCUUCAUAUUCAAUUUGUUGUAGACAUUCUUAAGUUUCCUUAACAUAUUUAAAGAGCUGCUUUAGUUAUAGGUGUAUACAGGCACCUUCAGUAACCAAAAAGGAACUUCUAUUUUCAUUACAUUUCAGACUUCUUGCUCAUCUAUUACAUCAUACAAAAGGGGAUAACGUUAUUCAUAUUCAUUAUUCAUAACUUAUAAUCCAUGACGCUAAAUCUAAUAAAACUGAAAGAAAAAUAUUUUUGAAUAUACUCCUUAGUGCAGCAGUCUCUUCUAACCAAUGCCUAUACAAGCAAUGUUUAUGCCGUUUUCUGUUCUUUCGUUUGUUCUUUCUUUGGAUUUUUACAGUUUUAUGUGUUUAAAAAAAUUUGGUAAAUUUUUAGCAAAACACAACUUCUGAUGUUAUUUAAAUGUACAGAUUGGUAAGAAUUGCACAAGGGCAUGUAGGGUAUUUUUAUUGUUUCGGUAGUGAUUUGUUCUUACGCUGCUUCUGGCUAGAGAGUGAAUGGUUUAAUAUAGCUCUACACAGAGGGGCUGUGGUUUGUGUAUAGAAGGUUCACUCAAGUUCAGUGUGGGCUGCCUAGGGGAGUUGAAAUGACACCAAGUAAUCAAAAGAUUUCCUGAAUAAUACAGUUGUAAAGCUAGGGGAACGGAACAGAACUGAAAAGUAAUGAUCUGCCCUCUUCUGUGUGAGUUUGUCAUAUACCUUAUUCAGUGCCGUAGAAAGUCUCUACAAGACAGUCCAGGUAUGUUUUGGAAGUGAGUUAAGUCUUUGGUCUAAAUGUAGAUUACUGUACAUAAUAUGCAAAAAGAUAAUAGCAAGUAG